Mizuhopecten yessoensis (Yesso scallop) is the source of this 4951-nucleotide messenger RNA. Its product is annotated as acetylcholinesterase-like. The transcript has 3 exons. The coding region runs from base 171 to 1961 and encodes 596 amino acids. NCBI's taxonomy places the organism in Eukaryota, Metazoa, Mollusca, Bivalvia, Pectinida, Pectinidae. The record is from RefSeq and is a predicted model, not a curated record.
GUGUCCUACGUCAGUGUACCCUUAUUUGACCCAUAAAUAGCAGUGUCGAAUCAAUUAGCUUCUUCCUUGGUCAAUUCAACCCAACAACAAAUUACUUCUGAGGCGAGUUCACGUCGGAUCACAGGAGGAGGACACUUCGCGCACGAUUGACGACGAUCACCCCCGGGAUUAUGUCUCCGACUUUACCACAUCUUCUGAUUCUUAUAUCAUUAGUUGCUCCAUUUUUUUGUCAGAAUGCUACACACGUGGUUACCCUGCCGGCGGGCAAGGUUCGCGGUAUAUUGGUCCCCGUUCCGGCCUUCAAUUCCUCUGUGUAUCAAUAUAGAAAAAUACCCUACGCCAAACCUCCUGUAGGAGACUUACGAUUCAAGAAACCAAUCGGUCGUAUUCCUUGGGCUGGUGUACUAGACGGUACCGAGUUUGGACCAAUAUGUAUGCAGGACAACCCUAAAAAUGUCAGCAUGUCGGAAGACUGUCUAUUUCUCAACGUGUAUGUCCCGCUUAACACGUCGGCAUCGGAUAAUAAACCGGUAAUGGUGUUUAUACAUGGUGGUGCUUAUAUAUCCGGAAGUGGUCAGAUCUACGAUGGAUCAUACCUUGCUAUUUUUGGUGACGCUAUAGUGGUGACCAUGAACUACCGAUUAGGUUUUAUGGGAUUCAUGAGCACGCAAGACGGUUCGUCGCCAGGAAAUUACGGUCUCUGGGACCAACGAAUGGCCCUCGUAUGGGUAAAAAUAAAUAUUCGCAUGUUUGGCGGUGAUCCCCAACGUUUCACCAUCUUUGGAGAGUCCGCCGGGGGGUUCAGUGUCGCCCUACAGUGUCUGUAUGCUCCAAACAAGGGCGUGUUUAACCAGGCAAUGGCACACAGCGGAGUGGCUAAUUCCGUCUUUGCCACCUCACCGUUUGCUAAACAAGCCGCGAGAGUCAUCGGAGCAGCUAUCGGAUGUACAGCUAAAACUUCUGCUGGACUUGUCGACUGCUUAAGGACAAAACCUGCAGAAGUGAUACAAAAUGCAAUCCAUACUAGCACUACAAAUGACAACAAAACGCAUUAUAUUUUGCUUCUUGCUCCUGUAGUAGACGGUGACUUUUUAAUAGAUACACCCUCAAAUCUACUCGGUAACAAAUCUUCACUAGCAUAUAAAUUCUUCCGGUCGUUAAAUGUGGUUGUCGGCAACGUACAGUCCGAGGGAUCAUUAAUACUAGACGAAAAUCUUAAAGCACUGCAGAGUUUUUAUAACUACAAUCUUACACUUGGAAUUCCCUCUCGAAUUUUGUGCGAUUUGAUCAUCCCCGGAAUAGUUGGUGACUGGCUAGGAAACCACUCUGAUGUCAUUUCCGCUGUGUGCAGCAUGUAUAGCAUUAAUGGCGGGAAUACGACAACAAUGGCGGAACAGGGAAACAAGGCGGUUGAAAUGUAUGGUGACUUUUUCUUUUUUGUCCCCGCCAUAUACACGCUGAAUGUCCAUGCCCAGGGAAACACACAGUCGAAAACAUUUCAGUUCUUGUUGACCAGAAAUGCCGGAUGGGGAGCCGGCGAGCCCUAUCCUUCUUGGCUGGAAGGUCCAGGGCAUUUUUCAGAAAUCCCAUACUUAUUUGGAGCCCAAAUUAGACCCGGUGUACAACAACAAGAUUUGAAAUUAUCACUGGAUAUGCUUACUUAUUGGACUAACUUCGCCAGCAGCGGGGACCCAAAUGUCGGGUGGCCGACGGAUGUCAAUUGGCCGGCCUACACUCCUUCAGCUGGUGCCUACAUCGACCUGGACACGCCAUGCACGCGUAAAACCAAAAUGUUUGAAAAGCGUGUUAACUUUUGGAGGAAAACCGUUCCAACCAUGAUUAUAAUUGACAACGCUUUGUCGCGUGCAGGAAGUGUGUCCACGAGUCUGUCAGUGUAUACUGUCACCUUUGUCCUCAUCAGUGUAAUAAUGAAAUCGUUUCAGCAACAAGUGAUCAUAUAGGGACAACCUUUGUGUCAGAUACCCCACCUUCUGCCAAAUAACCACACCGGCUGUAAAGAUGAUAAACUGCAGUCAAGAGGGCUUGUGUAGGACUUAAGCUGUAUAGAGCGCUGUUAAAGGGGAGAGCUUUAAAAGUUUCAUGUACAGGGCAUUGUGAAGGGGGAGCUCAGGUACGUUUUUGUCAAUAUGGGGCACUGUUGAGGGACAAAUAUGAUUUAUACAUAAUUUUGUAAGAUUAAGUAUGUAAAAGGGCAUUGCAGAUUAAGCGGGUUUAAAGGCUUUAAAUCUCUCUUAAAUUGUACUAAUUGGAAAGGUUCAUAGACAGGGCUUUUAUUGGUAUUUACCUGUAUAGAGCACAGCUGAUAGGCAGGGCUUGUAUUGGUAUUAGCUUGUAUAGGACACUGCUGUUAGACAGGGCUUGUAUUUGUAUUUGCCUGUAUAGGGCAAUGCUGAUAGACAGUAUUGACAUAAGCCUGUAUAGAAUAAUGUUGAUAGAAAGGGCUUGUAUUGGUAUUAGCCUGAAUAGAACAAUGCUGAUAGACAGGGCUUGUAUUGACAUUAGCCUGAAUAGAACAAUGCUGAUAGUCAGGGCUUGUAUUGGUAAAAGCUUGUAUAGGGCACUGCUGAUAGAAAGGGCUUGUGUUGAUAUUAUUCUGUAUAAGGCACUGCUGAUAGACAGGGCUUGUAUUGGUAUUAGUCUGUAUACGGCACUGCUGAUAGACAGGGCUUGUACUGAUAUUAGUCUGUAUAAGGGACUGCUGAUAGACAGGGUUUGUAUUGAUAUUAGUCUGUAUACGGCACUGCUGAUAGACAGGGCUUGUAUUGAUAUUAGUCUGUAUAAGGCACUGCUGAUAGACAGGGCUUGUAUUGGUAAAAGCUUGUAUAAGGCACUGCUGAUAUUCAGGGCUUGUAUUUGUAUUAGCUUGUAUAAGGCACUGCUGAUAGACAGGGCUUGUAUUGGUAUUAGUCUAUAUUAGGCGCUGCUGAUAGACAAGGCUUGUAUUGAUAUUAGUCUGUAUAAGGCACUGCUGAUAGACAGGGCUUGUAUUGGUAUUAGUCUGUAUAAGGCACUGCUGAUAGAAAGGGCUUGUAUUGGUAUUAGCUUGUAUAAGGCACUGCUGAUAGACAGGGCUUGUAUUGGUAUUAGUCUGUAUACGGCACUGAUGAUAGACAGGGCUUGUAUUGAUAUUAGUCUGUAUAAGGCACUGCUGAUAGACAGGGCUUGUAUUGGUAUUAGCUUGCAUAAAGCACUGCUGAUAGACAGGGUUUGUACUGAUAUAAGUAUGCAUACGGCACUGCUGAUACACAGGGCUUGUAUUGAUAUUAGUAUGUAUACGGCACUGCUGAUAGACAGGGCUUGUAUUGGUAUUAGUCUGUAUACGGCACUGAUGAUAGACAGGGCUUGUAUUGGUAUUAGUCUGUAUACGGCACUGAUGAUAGACAGGGCUUGUAUUGGUAUUAGUCUGUAUACGGCACUGAUGAUAGACAGGGCUUGUAUUGGUAUUAGUCUGUAUAAGGCGCUGCUGAUAGACAGGGCUUGUAUUGAUAUUAGUUUGCAUACGGCACUGCUGAUAGACAGGGAUUGUAUUGGUAUUAGUCUGUAUAAGGCGCUGCUGAUAGACAGGGCUUGUACUUAUAUUAGUCUGUAUAAGGCACUGCUGAUAGACAGGGCUUGUAUUGAUAUUAGUCUGUAUAAGACACUGCUGAUAGACAGGGCUUGUACUGAUAUUAGUUUGCAUACGGCACUGCUGAUAGACAGGGCUUGUAUUGGUAUUAGUCUGUAUACGGCACUGAUGAUAGACAGGGCUUGUAUUGUUAUUAGUCUGUAUAAGGCACCGAUGAUAGACAGGGCUUGUAUUGGUAUUAGUGUGUAUACGGCACUGAUGAUAGACAGGGCUUGUAUUGGUAUUAGUCUGUAAAUGGCACUGAUGAUAGACAGGGCUUGUAUUGAUAUUAGUAUGUAUACGGCACUGAUGAUAGACAGGGCUUGUAUUGGUAUUAGUGUUUAUACGGCACUGAUUAUAGACAGGGCUUGUAUUGGUAUUAGUCUGUAUAAGGCACUGCUGAUAGACAGGGCUUGUAUUGGUAUUAGUUUGUAUAAGGCACUGCUGAUUGACAGGGCUUGUACUGAUAUUAGUCUGUAUAAGGCACUGCUGAUAGACAGGGUUUGUACUGAUAUUAGUCUGUAUAAGGCACUGCUGAUAGACAGGGGUUGUACUGAUAUUAGUCUGUAUAAGGCACUGCUGAUCGACAGGGUUUGUACUGAUAUUAGUCUGUAUAAGGCACUGCUGAUAGAUAGGGCUUGUAUUGGUAUUAGUCUGUAUACGGCACUGCUGAUAGACAGUGCUUGUACUGAUAUCAGUCUGUAUAAGGCACUGCUGAUAGACAGGGUUUGUACUGAUAUUAGUCUGUAUAAGGCACUGCUGAUAGACAGGGCUUGUAUUGAUAUUAGUCUGUAUACGGCCCCGCCGAUAGACAGGCCUUGUACUGAUAUUAGUCUGUAUAAGGCACUGCCGAUAGACAGGGCUUGUAUUGGUAUUAGUCUGUAUACGGCACUGCUGAUAGACAGUGCUUGUACUGGUAUCAGUCUGUAUAAGGCACUGCUGAUAGACAGGGAUUGCACUGAUAUUAGUCUGUAUAAGGCACUGCUGAUAGACAGGGUUUGUAUUGGUAUAAGUCUGUAUACGGCACUGCUGAUAGACAGGGUUUGUACUGAUAUUAGUCUGUAUAAGGCACUGCUGAUAGACAGGGCUUGUGCUGUAUAAGACACUGCUGCUAAAGAAGGCCUUUAUAGGAUAAACCUUUGUAGCUUAUUGUUGAUGAAGAAGACUUAGACUCGGCUUGAAAAUGGUGUCUGAUUUCAUUUGGUGUCUUAUUAAUAGAACAUUUUGUUUGCUAAGGGAGAUCACUACGCUUAAAGAUACAAACAAAUAUUUCGAGGAAAUUAAGACAUUCAAAAUAACAAUUACCGAUAAAAACUACAAAAAGAU